Messenger RNA from Amborella trichopoda, 2474 nucleotides. RefSeq lists its product as uncharacterized. The record is from RefSeq and is a predicted model, not a curated record. NCBI's taxonomy places the organism in Eukaryota, Viridiplantae, Streptophyta, Magnoliopsida, Amborellales, Amborellaceae.
GAGAAGGAAACAAGAAGGUUAUUAACGGACGAAAAGUGUAAUUAAAGAAAAAAUAAUACUUAUUAAUGGAUGAAAAGUUAAAUUAAAGUAAUAAUAAUACAAUUGUUCGUAAUAUUCAUAAUAAUCAUAUUAAACAGAAAGGAAGAGCGUGGAAGAUGGGCCCUCUCUGUCUGUUGCUUUGAAUUUCCGUCGGUGUUUUAUCAUGGGCUUCGGACCUUGUCUGAGAGAGAAAUUUCAGUGGGGUUAGGCCUAUUUGUCUUGUUUGGCAGUUUUCGCAAACUGUUCAAAUUUUUGGACAGAGAAUAUGGCAAUUUUUAGAGAGAGAAUACAGCGGGUUCCAAUCGUUCCUCUUUUGACAAAGUUGGGUUGGUUCCGUUGUGGCAAUUCAGACUGUUGAUGUGUUUUUUGGCAUCAGCUGACUAAUUGCGGAGAAAACCAUAAUCUAGAUCAGGAGAACCCAACAAAACUUCGAAAUAAUACCAGAAUUUUUGCUGCAGCUGUGUAAAAACUCAAGAAACAGGACAUGCACUAGUAGUUUAAAGAUGGAGAAAGAAACAGAAGUCCACAAGUGUUCAGCAUUGGUUGAUGGUGAGGUAGCUGCUCUCAAAGAAGCACUUCGAACCCAACACCGACUUCUUCAAGAGCUCUAUUCAGAUUUAGAUGAGGAGAGAGAAGCCGCUUCCACUGCAGCAAGUGAAGCCCUUGCCAUGAUUCUGCGCUUACAAGAAGAAAAAGCUGCAGAAAUGAUGGAGGCCCGACAAUACAAGAGACUUGCAGAGGAGAAGAUGCACCAUGCCCAGGAAUCUCUAGCAAUCUUUGAGGACCUCAUGUACAGGAAAGAGAUGGAAAUUUCUUCCCUAAAGUUUCAAGUUCAAGCCUAUCAACACAAACUUUUGAGCUUGGGUUUCAGUGAUCUUGAAGAUAAGUCGAAAGCUUAUUGUGGACAUGGGGAUCAUGGAUUGAUAAGGAGGAAUACUUCCUUGCCUAUAUUAAGACAUAAAGAUCCACAGUUUGAGAAAGGGAGUAUGAGUGGGGGGCGUUCUUCUCUCCCAAUUUGCUUAGAAUCUGUUGGUCAAGUGCCUAUACCGGAAUCAGAACCAGAGGAGCUUGUUGUUCACUGCGAAGGUGCUGCCAAAGGCCCUGUAAAUAAGCAAGAUGGGAAGGUGCAAUAUGGGGGCACUUGCCCAAUUGGAGAUUGUGAAGAGGUUUCUGAGGAGCCCAAUUGGGAGGAUUGUGAUUCUUACUUGGAGAGGAUAGAGAAAAUGAAUGAAAAGAUAGCGGAAUUGUCUCAAAGGAAUAGCGUUAGUGGUGGGGUUGAUGCUGAAUGGGCCACCACCAACAAGGAACUCCAAAUGGCAAUUGCAGCUUACUCGGCGAGUUUGAAGGCAGGGAGUAGGUCGUGUUCUUGGUAUUCCACUCUUACUGGUGGAGAAGAUCCAUUUGAUUCAGUCAGAGAAGAAAAGGCAAAAGAUAUGGGUCUGGGACGUUUAACAACCCAAAUUGAAGAGGAUUGUGAUUCAUCAGAACUCGAUAGAUUUAUAUCAUGCUUUGGGCCUCAAAUGACGGAAAAGAAGGUUGAGCGUUCAAUUGAUAAGGAUUUGGGUGUUCAUGAUAUUUUCGAGAUUCAGCAAGAUCAUGACAAACCUGAAACUUGUGAAGAAUUCCCUGACACAUUGGUAUUGGAAAAUGGGGAUAGGCUUAGGAAACCAGAAAAAACACCCACCAAAGUCAAAGGGCCAUAUGAAUGGGAAGAUCUGAAUUGGAUUAAAAAAGCGUUGCCAUUUCUAUGCCAAGAGAGAAAAUUAUCUACUGCAGAAAAUGGUAUUAUGGGUGAUAUUGACCAAUGCUUGAAUUCCAAAAAUUGUGAUCCUUCUUCGCUAGUCGAAAUUCAGGAGCUUAAUUUGAGGUUGAAGAGACUAGAAGGCGAGAGGGAAGAUAUGAAGCGGGAGGCUUCCGAGAGGAGAGAGGAAGAGCUCAAGAUGCUGAGGGAUAUAAGUGAGCAGCUUAACACAAUACAGUCCCAGAUAAAAAUCCCAAAACCUCAGAAGCGUUCUUUACCAGAUGAACCGUCUCUAGUAUCUAUUAUGGAGGCAAUGCUAUCCUUUUCCCUGUAGAUCUCUUCGAGUGAUUGAAAAGUUUCAUGCUGAAUGUUCUAGUGCAUUCUUCUCCAACCACAUUCCAACCACAUUGUGCAGAACGGUCAAAUUCUUUUUGAGCUUUAUCACUGCUCAUACGAAUCUUUGGUGUUGAUAUUAAGUUUGGCUGCAUCUAUUAAGUAUGUAAAUCACAAUUAAUCUUUUUGCUUCUGUUGAUAGUUUGUAUAACAGCUAAUUGUCAAUGUUUGAUUCAAGGGAUAGUUACAAAUAAUACAGGAUUGUUGGGAUUGUUUUGUUUUGUAAAAUCUUAUAGCAGAACCAGACUACCAGUGUUAUCAUUUAGAAGACACGAAUAUAUUUGUUGAGAAUCUUGAGAUA